Messenger RNA from Chaetomium globosum CBS 148.51, 2418 nucleotides. RefSeq lists its product as uncharacterized. The transcript has 5 exons. The record is from RefSeq and is a predicted model, not a curated record. Bases 1 to 2418 code for a protein of 805 amino acids. Lineage: Eukaryota; Fungi; Ascomycota; Sordariomycetes; Sordariales; Chaetomiaceae.
AUGGCUCGAAAAUCGAAGAAAGGCCGCACGGCCAAAAUUGCUGACUCCAGUCCUGUUCUGCAGCCCCAAGAAAACCGAGGAAACCCGAAGCCACAAACACAGGCCCAAGGGACCAAGCCCCAAAAGAAGAAAAGUCGAUCGAGUGCCGGCAACCGCAAGAACAAGAACAAAGCCGCUACCUCACCUGAAACGACAACCGCUAAAUUAGACCCCAUCCAUGCCCCACAGGCACAAGAUCCAGAACCCGGUAUGACAAUGCCGUGGGAUAUGGAUUUGAAAUACAAUUCAGCUGUCGAUGCUGGUGAGAUCAGCUCGGUUAACGACAACUCGGUUUUGGUCCAACUUCUAAAAAUCUCCGAGCUCGGCAGGAUGAUUAUCGAUCUCAUCAAUCCCAGCAUCGGUGAUCUCACGGCAUUGGCCAUGUCCUGCAAACGGGUGGCCGCAUGUACGCGGGCCAAAUUUGAUGUUUGGGAUUCCAGAUCCGGCGUAUUCCCUAUCGAUCACUAUGGCGAAAAAGACGAGCAAGGCCGUAUCACUCAGAUCGGUGACUUUCGGGCCAACACCUUGGUGAUCACCCCAACCUCAGACGAACCGAAGGUUCCUAAGAAACCUUAUGAGACUGAUUUUAGGAAUAUGAUGCAGCUUUGCAACGCGGUUACGCAGAUUCCAUCAACCUUCCGUUCCAUCGCCUUGGACCAGCUCCCAUUCUUCGACGUCGGCAUGUUUGAAAUGAUGGUGAACACAAUGCCGAAACUAGAUACGGUUACAAUCACUCGGUGUUUGCUACUAGAUAUCACCAAGUUAAGGCCUUUACUCGAGGUUAUUGACCGCCACCCGCGGUUCUUGGAGAGCAGACCCUCUCAGAACAUGUCCGACAACCCCUGGGAUGCGGAAUCCAACCAGGACAAGCCGGAAUCAAAGGCGCAUGCACAGGCACAGGUGCAGGCACAGGCACAGGCCACUUCCUCCCAACAGAACGCCAAACGGAAGAAAUACCAACAAGAAAUGCUCAGAAAACAAGCCCGGCAGCCGAGUUACAUUCGUCUCGAUUUCUCGCCAUUUUUUUUCCAUGGCCCCGAAUCGGGCCCACGUCUAGGCUCAUACGGCGUUACCUACAACGAGCCGACGUUCAACGCGCCAAAGGCUGUCUUCGCUUUAAUCAUCCAGUGUCGGGACCUCGCCAACAAGGUGGGUAUGGACUUGCUAAGCGACAGUUCGUCAUUUUGGGGCUUCGUCCGCCGGUUACCCGGCCCCGACGCUCUCUGGGCUAUAAAGGCCCGAGAGACUUUGAUCACCUACGAGCAUGAACUCGCUGUAGGUAAGAAGCCUAUCAAGGUCAUUUGGGAUAGGUUCGCGGACGACCUUACGGCCGCUUUGACUGGGGACAACCAGGCACACCCCCACAUUCCUAGCGCCAUGGCGAGGUACCUGCCUCACGGUAUGUCUGGGACUUACUGGCGAGAGUCGGAGAAGUGCCUCAUGUGUGGUUCGACCUUCCCCGUAUCUCUCUUUCCCAUCCGCCGCGACGCUUGCUGGAGCUGCAAGAUGGAGCGGUACGUCGAGACGAUGGAAGAUAGCCAUCUCCGGUUGUGGCAAGAGGCCGCUCUUCGACAUUGGCGAGCGGGACUUAAGCGAGACGAGGCAAACUUCCAGACGCUCAUUUCGUAUAGGAAGCCCACUUUGGACAAGGCCUUGGAAGACGUGAGGUGCGCGGACUGGGUAAGGAUGUACUUCCUCGAUUUCCACCCUCCUCCACAAAACACCGCCGAGUACGACUGGGAAACAGGCACUCCGCCGGAGCAGUUGUACUGCCCUCCGCCUCCCCGAGAUCUCGAGCCCACGCGCGCCUCGAUGGCUCGCUGGCGCUGGGACCGUGCCGCAGCCACUGCGGCUUUUGAUUAUCGGAAGGGAGGCCCUCAACGCAGUCAUCCCUGCCGGGUACCGAUCAGCACGGGUGACUAUGCCGAUUACAACUACGGCCCCGAGGCAGAGGUGCAUUUCAACAGCCGUUGGCAGUGGAACCGACUAAGCGAUAAGUUCUACAAAGAGAUCGUUUUCGAGGAGCAGAGAGCCAUGGAUGCAAAGGGUGGCCGCCGCCGCUUGCCUCCGGGCAUCACUGAUGAGCAUCACGCCUUCAAACAGCAGUUGAAGGAGGCUCGGAAGUCAACCAAAUAUUGCAAGAAAGUUCGGGACAGCGAGAGGCACGCCCAGAAUCUCAGGGACAAGAAGUUGUACACCCUGCAGCUCCACUUCGUCGAGGACUGCUUGUUUUCCAUGUCGACGCUGGCCCACAAACCCUUCAAUUUGGACAAGCCCAUCCCCGACCCGGGCGUAAAUCCGGUCGAAUAUAAUCGUCUCUUAGACGAGCAUGGACGGAUGAGCAACUAUGGUUUCAGAAAGGACGGUUGCUGGCAAUGA